AUGAGAACAUGGUGUGUGUCUCUGACAAUGCAUGGCACAUCUAAAUUGAUCAUUCAUAGUUCUAUUGACCCUGUGUUUGUACUAGGGAGUGGCUGGAGCCUGAGGCACCUGCAUAUUUCUAUCCCAUGUGUGUUACUUAUCACCCACAGUGGGGUCACAGCCGAGCCUCAGACUCUCGCCAUUCCCGUACAUGCAGGUCUCCACGAAGAAGCUGGGACUCAUUCAUACUCAAAAUCCAAACGCUGUCCAAACAGCGAGUGUACACUUAGAUCUUCUGCAAAUGAAAGGUCAUUUGUCAUUUUUUUUUUAAAGUCUCCAACAUGGAUUCCAAAACAUCUUCAGCAUCAAACAUGA
Molecule: messenger RNA, 354 nt
Organism: Rangifer tarandus platyrhynchus (Svalbard reindeer)
Lineage: Eukaryota; Metazoa; Chordata; Mammalia; Artiodactyla; Cervidae
Source: the annotation of a GenBank genome assembly